This is a messenger RNA of Symphalangus syndactylus (siamang), 1416 nucleotides long. It is a transcript of the gene DOC2B, whose product is annotated as double C2 domain beta. Lineage: Eukaryota; Metazoa; Chordata; Mammalia; Primates; Hylobatidae. Gene Ontology annotation, cellular component: synapse; membrane. Gene Ontology annotation, biological process: regulation of calcium ion-dependent exocytosis; spontaneous neurotransmitter secretion; exocytosis. The record is from RefSeq and is a predicted model, not a curated record.
CCCCCGCGCCCCGCCGGGCCUGCUGAGCCUCCCCCGGGCCGGGGUCGCGCCGGGCCGGGCCGCGCCCGGGGCGGGGCGGCGCUGCCUGCAUGACCCUCCGGCGGCGCGGGGAGAAGGCGACCAUCAGCAUCCAGGAGCAUAUGGCCAUCGACGUGUGCCCCGGCCCCAUCCGUCCCAUCAAGCAGAUCUCCGACUACUUCCCCCGCUUCCCGCGGGGCCUGCCCCCGGACGCCGGGCCCCGCGCCGCUGCACCCCCGGACGCCCCCGCGCGCUCGGCUGUGGCCGGUGCCGGCCGCCGCAGCCCCUCCGACGGCGCCCGCGAGGACGACGAGGAUGUGGACCAGCUCUUCGGAGCCUACGGCUCCAGCCCGGGCCCCAGCCCCGGUCCCAGCCCCGCGCGGCCGCCAGCCAAGCCGCCGGAGGACGAGCCGGACGCCGACGGCUACGAGUCGGACGAUUGCACCGCCCUGGGCACGCUGGACUUCAGCCUGCUGUACGACCAGGAGAACAACGCCCUCCACUGCACCAUCACCAAGGCCAAGGGCCUGAAGCCGAUGGACCACAAUGGGCUGGCAGACCCCUACGUCAAGCUGCACCUGCUGCCGGGAGCCAGUAAGGCAAAUAAGCUCAGAACAAAAACUCUCCGUAACACUCUGAACCCCACGUGGAACGAGACCCUCACUUACUAUGGGAUCACAGACGAAGACAUGAUCCGAAAGACCCUGCGGAUCUCUGUGUGUGAUGAGGACAAAUUCCGGCACAAUGAGUUCAUCGGGGAGACACGUGUGCCCCUGAAGAAGCUGAAACCCAACCACACCAAGACCUUCAGCAUCUGCCUGGAGAAGCAGCUGCCGGUGGACAAGACCGAAGACAAGUCCCUGGAGGAGCGGGGCCGCAUCCUCAUCUCCCUCAAGUACAGCUCGCAGAAGCAGGGCCUGCUGGUGGGCAUCGUGCGGUGCGCACACCUGGCCGCCAUGGACGCCAAUGGCUACUCGGACCCCUACGUGAAAACAUACCUGAGGCCAGAUGUGGACAAGAAAUCCAAACAUAAGACAGCGGUGAAGAAAAAAACCCUGAACCCGGAGUUUAAUGAGGAGUUCUGUUAUGAGAUUAAGCAUGGGGACCUGGCCAAGAAGUCCCUGGAGGUCACCGUUUGGGAUUACGACAUUGGAAAAUCCAACGAUUUCAUUGGUGGCGUGGUUCUGGGCAUCAACGCCAAGGGGGAGCGCCUGAAGCACUGGUUUGACUGCCUGAAGAACAGGGACAAACGCAUCGAGCGCUGGCACACACUCACCAGCGAGCUCCCGGGGGCCGUGCUCAGUGACUGACGCCCGCCCCCCACCGCUACCCCUGCCGCCGCCUGCGCCCAGCACGGCCGGCCCCGGGCUUCCCCAGCAGCCACCAAGGCCUGUGGCC